This is a messenger RNA of Anopheles maculipalpis, 3863 nucleotides long. RefSeq names its product calpain-D (gene sol). Lineage: Eukaryota; Metazoa; Arthropoda; Insecta; Diptera; Culicidae. The coding region runs from base 51 to 3863 and encodes 1270 amino acids. Gene Ontology annotation, cellular component: cytoplasm. Gene Ontology annotation, molecular function: calcium-dependent cysteine-type endopeptidase activity. The record is from RefSeq and is a predicted model, not a curated record. Gene Ontology annotation, biological process: proteolysis. The transcript is spliced from 12 exons.
CCGUGUACUGGAGUGGAGUUCAAAAUGCACAGUACGUAAAAUGUGUCAAAAUGGGUACGAUUGCAUCGGUGCUCCAGUGGUAUUGUACGAAAUGCAACUACCUAAACCCAACGGAAAGCGUACGAUGCCUUAGGUGUCGAACAUUUCGCAAAGAAGGCAGAAACGUCGACCUGAUCCACCAUCAACUGCACGCCAGCAACGACGGCAACAUACCCGUUUCGUCAUCGUGCGUUCGCAUGAAGGAUGUGAAUAGAAAACUAGUUUCGAACGAUUGCUUAUUUCGCGUGAUAGACAGCCUAGCGCUAGCGCACAAAAACAUUAACCGGAAGAAAAUCGAACGAUCGUUUGUGCAUCCGGUGCCGGAUCCCCGGUGCUGCUGGAACCGGAAACGGUAUCUGUCGCAGCCGAGCAUCAACCGCAAAUGGAAUUGCCACCGAUGCCGGGCGUACAAUCGUAGCGUUUCCUGGCACUGCAUCAACUGUGAAGCACUGAGCGUGAUCGCGCCCGUUUACAAAGACACGAUCCGGAAGCCACUGACGACGCCGCUUACUUGCAGAAACACCGAGCACGGCACCGCGCUACCACCGUACGCACCGUCGUGUCGCCUUAAAGCUUCCCGCAGCAUGGAACACGUCGGCGCGGCCCGGUGUCGGUUUUGCAUCUACAAUCAGUUUAGCUUCGAGAGCGAUGCAUCGCAGGCGUGCUGUUGCUGCUGCCGCACCACAAAACCUGCCCGUGGUCUGCCGGAAUCGUCCAACUAUCGUGAGCAGGGCAUUACGACGAUUACGAAACGGACGGGCGGACUGAUUGUGGUACCAUCGACGACGCCAAGAUUUAUAGACAAUUCCACGGCCAGCGUACGGCUCAAGGAUGGCAGUAAAACGAAGGGACAAACAACAGGGAAAAAAGUUCCCCCCUCAUCGACGGGUGCGCUGGAACCAAUCUAUGCAGUUAUCAACAAGGAAGCGAAGCGCAAAAAUAUUAACAAAAUCACGAGCGACGCUGUAAAUAAUAAUGCACCGAUCACUAGCGUUAAUCAACCGGCACAUGCGAAGGAAUCGCUACGGGACGAUUACGCAAACCUUCCAACACCGAUGAGCUGUAAAAAUGGGAAAUCAGAGAAAGAGGAUGAAACGUUCAAUAAUACUACUAGCGCGUGCAGUGAAAAAAUUGCAGCUAAAUGCAAAUAUAAUAAGCAACUAUCCAACUAUAAGAAUAAUUUUGAUAAAGUUAAUUAUCACGGCGGUGAUCAUGAUAUUUUUUCCGUUAUGGAUGAAUAUAGCACGCAUCAGAAUUCCACGAUACUAGAGUUAGAUAAUAUUCCUGCGAUCGUUAAGGUACCGAUAGCGAGUUUCGAGCAGGAUCUAGAAGACGAGUGGUGCACGAAAUCUUCUAAAGCGACAGACGAAAAGGAAUGGUCGUGCCGGAAGUGUACGCUAGUGAACACUAGUACCGCACUAGCGUGCAUCGCCUGCGGUGGCUCGAAGCUCCGCAGCAUCUGCAACGUCGAGGAGAUGACGCUGAAGAAGGGCGAGUUUUGGACGUGCCACAAAUGCACGCUCAAGAACUCGAUCGUACAGCCCGACUGCAGUGCCUGCAAAUCGUUACGCCCGUCGGUGAAGGGUUCCGGUGUGCUGGUGGUAAACGAAUCGCUUGCCACGAACCGGCUGAUACUAGGUCAGUGCGAUGAACCGUCGAACAGUAGCCGCUCGAGUUCGGCACUCGGGCACCCUGGUACACCAAUCGAUUCGGGCGCCAUUCCAAAGCAGCAGCUGCAGCAGCAACAGCAAUCGCUGCAACCGCAAGGUCCACCACCACCGCCCCAAUCGCCCCAAUCGGGCGUAACGGUAAAAUCGAUCGUACCCUCGAUGCAGGUAUCGAUACCGAAACGUACCUGGCAGUGUCCGGCCUGCACGUACGAAAACUCGCUCGCCUGCGUCGUGUGCGAUAUCUGCUCAAGCCACCGGCACAUCGAUACCGGUUGUCUCGUCUGGCAGCAGCAGCAGCAGCUGCAGAAAAACAAUCGGCUCGAGGAGAACCAACGUCAGCUGGACGAUCUGGAGGCGCUCAAUCGCUGGAAAAGCAUCAUAGAGUACUGCGUCGAGAAUGGGCAAGCGUUCGUGGACGAUUCGUUUCCACCGGCAACGAAAAGUCUAUACUAUCAGCCUUCGUCUAACAUCGAGUGUAAUCCCGUUGCCCAAUGGCGCCGACCGCAUGAAAUCCUUUGCGAAGGUGGCAACCAAUCGACGCCGCCGUGGGCCGUUUUUCGGACGCCACUACCAUCCGACAUUUGUCAAGGUGUGCUCGGCAACUGUUGGCUACUGAGCGCACUGGCCGUGCUGGCCGAACGCGAAGAUCUCGUGAAGGAAGUACUGCUGACGAAAGAGAUCUGUCCGCAGGGUGCGUACCAGGUGAAGCUAUGCAAGGAUGGCCGCUGGACGACGGUGCUGGUAGAUGAUCUGCUACCGUGCGACAAACGGGGCCAUCUCGUGUAUUCCCAGGCAAAGCGAAAACAGCUGUGGGUACCGCUGAUCGAGAAAGCGGUCGCGAAGAUACACGGCUGCUACGAAGCGCUUGUGUCCGGGCGUGCGAUCGAAGGUUUGGCAACACUGACCGGAGCACCGUGCGAAAGCAUUCCGCUGCAAGCCAGCUCACUGCCACUGCCGAGCGAGGACGAUCUGGACCGGGAUCUGAUAUGGGCGCAGUUGCUGAGCUCCAGGUUAGUUAAGUUUCUGAUGGGUGCCAGUUGUGGUGGCGGUAACAUGAAGGUGGAUGAGGAUGAGUAUCAGAGGAAGGGACUGCGGCCGCGGCACGCCUACUCCGUGCUGGACGUGCGGGAUAUUAAAGGACAUAGGCUGUUGAAACUGCGCAAUCCGUGGGGACACUUUUCCUGGCAAGGAGACUGGUCCGAUGAUUCGGAACUGUGGACGGACGAGUUGCGUGACAGUCUAAUGCCACACGGUGGUUCGGAAGGUGUGUUUUGGAUUUCAUUCGAAGAUGUAUUGAGAUACUUUGACUGCAUCGAUAUAUGCAAGGUGCGGUCGGAAUGGAACGAGGUGCGACUAUUUGGCACGCUGCAACCGCUCCGAGCUUUAUCGUGCGUGCUAAUAACGGUCCUCGAACCGACCGAAGCAGAAUUUACCCUCUUCCAGGAAGGGCAAAGAAAUUCGGAAAAAUCACAACGCUCCCAGCUCGAUCUUUGCGUGGUGUUGUUUCGGACGCGCAAUCCGGCAAACCCUGAGGUGGGCCGAUUGGUCGAGCACAGUAAACGGCAGGUGCGUGGGUUCGUUGGCUGCCACAAGAUGCUCGAAACGGACCUAUACAUGCUGGUUUGUCUCGCGUUCAAUCACUGGCACACAGGAAUUGACGACUUUAUGCAGUAUCCGCAGUGUGUGCUAGCGAUACACAGCUCCAAACGGUUGCUGGUGGAACAAAUUACACCGCCUCCAUUCCUGCUGGCCGAUGCAAUCAUCAAUCUUACCCUGGCCAAGGGUCAGCGGCAUGAGGGUCGGGAGGGGAUGACGGCGUACUAUCUAACAAAGGGAUGGGCCGGUUUGGUUGUGAUGGUCGAGAAUCGGCACGAAAACAAGUGGAUACACGUCAAGUGUGACUGCCAGGAAAGCUACAACGUUGUUUCGACGCGUGGCGAACUCAAGACGGUUGAUUCCGUCCCACCGUUACAGCGGCAGGUGAUUAUAGUGCUGACACAGCUGGAAGGCAGCGGUGGAUUUAGCAUAGCGCACCGUUUAACGCACCGUUUGGCAAAUUCGGGCGGUUUGCACGACUGGGGACCACCGUCCUCUACGCACUAUCCGCCGAUCGAGAACGUGUCCGAGCUACACUCACCGCGCAUGAUUACCUAG